This is a messenger RNA of Ricinus communis (castor bean), 7329 nucleotides long. RefSeq names its product putative leucine-rich repeat-containing protein DDB_G0290503. The transcript is spliced from 12 exons. NCBI's taxonomy places the organism in Eukaryota, Viridiplantae, Streptophyta, Magnoliopsida, Malpighiales, Euphorbiaceae. Bases 439 to 6918 code for a protein of 2159 amino acids. The record is from RefSeq and is a predicted model, not a curated record.
AUCUUUACUAAAAAAAAUCCUUUACGACUGAUAGUAGAUAUUUCACCUUCAAUUUCACCUCCAUCUCACCUUAUUAAUUAAUUAAAUCCCAUUUCUUCUCUUAUAAUCUCUUUUUAUCAACCAAAAAUUCACUCUUUUCCGAAAAUCCCAACAACCCAAAUUAAUAAAAUAAAAAACACAACACAGUUCCUUGGAAAUCUCCUUCUCUCUCUUUCUCUCUCCCUCUCUCUGUCUGAAGCUAAGACAAAGAAAGAGAACCUUCUCUGUAAAGAUUCCCUAUUCUCGCUUCCACAUUAAGCACCCGGCAGAUCCGUCGAUUGGGUUUGGAUCGUGGUGUGUCUUCUCUAGUUGGCAUUUUGAUAUAUCUUUUUUGGGGUUGACAAUUUAAGAAUGUUUAUGCCUCAUUGAAGCAGCUGAUGAUAGAUUAAUGUUCCAGUCAUGUCGAGGAUCACUAAAUGGAAGCUUGAGAAAACAAAAGUAAAGGUUGUCUUCCGGCUACAGUUUCAUGCUACACAUAUCCCACUAGUGGGAUGGGAUAAACUUUUUAUAUCUUUUAUUCCUGCUGAUUCGGGAAAGGUAACAUCAAAGACAACCAAAGCCAGUGUGAGAAAUGGGACCUGUAAGUGGGCAGAUCCCAUCUAUGAGACUACCAGACUUCUCCAAGAUAUUAAAACCAAACAAUAUGAUGAAAAGCUCUAUAAGCUUGUUAUAGCAAUGGGUUCAUCACGAUCUAGUAUACUUGGUGAGGCUACCAUCAACCUUGCUCAUUAUGCCGAUGCAUUGAAACCUUUUGUCAUUGCCUUGCCUCUUCAUGGAUGUGAUUCUGGCACAAUUUUACAUGUGACGGUGCAGCUGCUUACAUCUAAAACUGGUUUCAGAGAGUUUGAGCAGCAGAGAGAACUUAGAGAAAGGGGCCUACAAACUGACCAACAUAGUCCUGAUGAAUCAUCUGGUCGCAAGGUAUCAUCUUCGGUAGAGACCAUCACUGAGCAGAUAGAUAAGGACCAUAAGGCACAUACAAGAGUUAAAUUCAGAGAAAAAUCUAAAGAUCUUUCUUCGCUCGAGGAAGAGGUGGUGCCAACUGACGAAUAUGCAGACUCAGGUGUUGGAUUUGAUGGCUCUUCCAAUACCUCAGAAAGUUUAUAUGCCGAGAAGCAUGAAACAUCUAGCACACAUGAAAUCGAUAGCCUAAGAAGUACUGUAUCUGGUGAUUUAGCUGGAAUUUCCCCCAGUCAAAGUCCGCAGCUGGAGAAAGGGGAUCCUCCUGAUAAUCGGUUUUCAGUGCAGGGAACCAACGAUUGGGUUCAGGGCUGGAGUUCAGACUACUCUGUGGAUAAUGACUUGGCAGCUGCUUAUGAAGAGAACAGUAGGCUCAGAGGCAGCUUGGAAGCAGCUGAAUCCUCUAUUCAUGAACUGAAAAUGGAGGUCAGCUCGUUGCAGAAUCAUGCUGAUGAAAUAGGUCAUGAAGCACAAAAGUUUGCUAAGGAACUUGCUGCUGAGAUUGCUUCUGGAGAAGAUCUGGUAAAUGAAGUGUCUGUGCUGAAAUCAGAGUGCUCAAAGUUGAAAGAUGAUCUUGAACAGUUAAAGAUUUCCAAAUUAUGCCCUUCCUUUAUCGACAGGGAAGCUUUUGGGGCAGAACAGGAUCAAAUAUCUCUUAGAUGGCUAAAGGGGCUUUUGGCCAUGGAAGAUAAGAUAAGAGAGCUUCAAAAUAAGGCAUGCCUUGGCUACAAUGAAAGAGACCUUAGAAUCUUUCAAUCAGACAUAGAGGCAUUGCUUGAUGUCUUGCAGAAUCUCAAGCAAGGAAGCGGACUCACAGUUUCCAGUCCCAACUUGAUUUUGUCUGAAGGAGCUAGCUUGAAGGAGAUUAGAGAAAUGAGUCCAUAUAAAAAUGGCCAGUUUGCAACAGGGACUGGGUUUGAUGUGGACUUAUAUCAACCAGAAGGCAUGCUUCAUUGUCUUAACAUACCUAACCUGAUUUCCCAUGAAUCUGACACUGUAGAUACUACCAAUGCAAUGAAGAACAAAAUUUUUGAACUUCUGAGAGAGUUGGAUGAUUCAAAAGCAGAACGGGAGAGCCUUGCAAAGAAAAUGGACCAGAUGGAGUGUUACUAUGAAGCCCUUGUCCAGGAACUUGAGGAAAAUCAGAGGCAGCUACUUCAAGAGCUGCAAAAUCUCAGAAAUGAGCACUCAACUUGCCUAUAUGCAAUUUCAUCAACUAAGGCUGAUAUGGAGUCCAUGCAUCAAGGCCUUAACGAGCAGAUAUUAAGACUUGCCGGAGACAAACAUGAUAUGGAAUCCUUCAACAAAGAGCUUGAAAGAAGAGCUUUAACUGCAGAAGCAGCACUGAAGAGGGCACGGUUGAAUUAUUCUAUCGCUGUGGAUCAGUUACAGAAGGACCUGGAACUGCUUUCUUUCCAGGUUUUGUCUAUGUAUGAGAGUAACGAGAACCUCAUCAGGCAAGCCUUUGUAGAUUCUUCACCACCAAACACUCGAGGAUGUGAUUCAGGGGAAUAUGCAGUGAAACUCUUGCAGUUCGAAAAUCAAUCCGCUGGGAUAAGGAAACAGCAGUUGGGUGGAGAUAUUCAUUUAGAUGAAUUGAAGAGAUCGCUACACCUACAGGAAGGGCUCUACCGGAAGGUUGAAGAAGAAGUUUGUGAAAUGCAUUUUGUGAAUAUCUACUUGGAUGUGCUUUCAAAGGCUCUCCAGGAAACCUUGGUUGGUGCUUGUGAAGAUGUACAACAUCUGAAAGAGAAAGUAAAUGAACUUACACAACAGCUAGAGCUUUUGGGUAACUCGAAGCAGUUACUGAUACAAAAGCUGCAGAUUGCAAUGGAUGAGGUUCACUCUCUCAAUGAGUACAAGGCUGCUUGCAUUGCUAAAUGCAAUGAUAUGGCUCUAGAAAACCAAACUUUGGGAGCAGAUUUACAAAAUAUGAGCCAUGAAAAUCAUCUUCUUAUGCAGAAAAUUGCUGAAUGGAAAUCUAUGGUGAUUGAAUACAGAGGUUAUGAGGAAAAGUUAGAGGCAUAUGCUGCAGAGAAUGGAGAGUUGACAUGCUUACUGGAGAAGAAAACCCUAGAAAUUGGGAUUCUUCAGAAUGAAAACAUCUCUUUGCAGGAUGAGUUGAAAACUAUCAAAAUUGAGUUUGCUGAGCUGGCUUCUGGAAAUGAAAAUUUGCAGAAUUUUGUUAAUUCUCUUCAAAAUAAAUUACAGAACUUACUGCUGUCCUAUGACAAAAGUAUCAUUGAAAUUCAUCUCGUUAGUGAAUCUAGCAGUCAGGAUUUGCAGAACAAGGACUUACCAGGUCUACUGAUGCAAUUAGAAGAGCUUCAGCAUAAUGCAUGUAAUAAGAUUCUCCAGCUUGUAGAAGAGAAGAAAUAUUUAAUGCAUGAAAAAGAUGUUGCACAACUGUCCAUUACUGCAGCUGAAUCAGAUACUGCUUCAAUGAAAUGGAAGUUUGAACAUGAAAUAAGGAACAUGGUGGAGAAAUUAGAUAAAUCAAAUGUUUUACUGCAGAAGCUUCAGUUAGAUGUUGAGGCUUUUGCUAACAGACUCGGUGUUAGCUCUGAACUGGAAGAAAAGUAUGCACAGCAGCAGAAUGAGCUUUUCUCUGGUAUUGAUCAAUUAGAAGUUGAGCUACAAGAACUUACUUCCAAGAAUAGGGACCUUGCUAACGAAAUCAUUGCAUUAGAGACUGGGACAGCAGCAGAACUUACAAAGGAAAAUCAAGCUUUAACAGUAUAUCUACAGGAUAAAAAUGAGGAAUCAAGCAAGCUUUCAUCAGAACUGAAGAGCUUGAAAGAAAGUCUGCAAUCUCUCUAUGAUGAGAACAUGGCUCUGAUAGCAUCUUCACAUGAUAAAAUGGAGAAGUCUGCUCAGCUUGCUUCAGAGGUAGAUGGCUUAAAGAGUAGCUUGCAAUCUCUGCGUGAUGAAAACCAAGCUUUGAUGGUAGCUUCACAGGAUAAAGCUGCAGAAGCUGCUAAGCUCGAAUUGGAACUAAACAGCUUGAAAGGAAAUUUGCAAUCUGUGAAUGAUGAAAACCAAGCUUUGAUGGUGAUCUCAAGGGAUAAAACUGAGGAAUGUGCGAAACUUGCAUCUGAGCUUAACAAUUUGAAAGAAAGCUUGCAGUCUCUGCAUGAUGAUAAAAAAGCUUUGGUUUUGUUAUCACAGGAUAAAAUGGAGGAAUCUGCCAAACUUACAUCAGAGCUGAACCUGUUAAAAGAAACUUUGCAAUCGUUGCUUGAUGAAAAACAAACUUUAAUGGCAUCUUCCCUGGAUAAAACUGAGGAAUCUGCCAAUCUUGGUUUGGAGCUAAACUGUUUGAAGGGAGGCUUGCAAACUCUGCAUGAUGAAAAUCAUGUUUUGAUGGCAGCUUUACAAGAUAAAACUGAGGAAGCUACCAAGCUUGCAUCAGAACUAAAAAAAUUGAAAGAGAGUUUGCAAUCUCUGUAUGAGGAGAAUCAAGUUCUGGUAACAUGUUCACGGGAAAAAUCUGAGGAAUCUGCCAAACUUACGGCAGAGUUAAACAGUUUGAGAGAUCAUCUGCAAUCCCUAUGCAAUGAAAACCAAGCUUUGGCAGUGUCUUCAAGGGAUAAAAAGGAUGAGUCUGCCCAAUUUGCAGGAGAGCUGAACUGUCUGAGAGAAAGUUUGCAAUCUCUGCAUAAUCAGUUGCAUGGUGAGAGAAGCUUGAGAGAGGGUUUAGAAAGUAAAGUUACUGAUCAAAUUUCCAAAUUAAAUGAGAAGGAGUAUCUAGUACUCCAUCUCAACAAAUCAGUGUCAGACCUAGAAUCAGAGAAUUUAAGAGUUUGCAGUCUUUUGUCUCACUAUGAGGAUAGCCUUAAAAUUGCCCGUGAAGAAUGUUCUUCCAUUCCUGAUCUCAAAAUCGAGCUAUGCAAAAUGGAUGAACUUUUAAUAGCCACAGAUGUCAGUCUAAUUUUCACAAAAACUCAGUAUGAAAACAAGGCUGCUGAGCUGGUUUUGCAGCUUCGCGCCUCAGAUACGUAUCUUGAUGAACUUCAGAAAAAGCAUAUUGAAGUAGAAACAACGCUAAAUCGUUGUCUUGCUAAUGAAGCUGAGUAUACUGAAGAGAAUGCAAAGUUGUUGGCAAGUCUGAACUCCAUGAGAUCCGAGUUAGAGGCGUCUAUUGCUGAAAAUAGAUUACUUGUUGAGGCAAACAGAGUUACUACAGCUGAGCUUGAGGAAUACAAGGAUUGGGCUCGAGAUGUUAGGCUUAAUUGUGAGGAUCAAAGGCAGCAUUCUCUAGUGGUUGAAAGGCUGAAGCACUUGCUGGUGAGUUCUGAAGAGGAGAUUGAUAAUUUGGUGCUCUCCAAGGAAGAGCUGGAAGUCAAAGUUCUAGUACUCAAAGCCAAAUUGGAUGAAGAGCAAGCUCAGAUAACUACGAUGGAAAGAUAUCUUGAUGAAUUAAUGAUUCUGAAGAAACAGUACAAUGAGCUUUCUCAGAGGCUUGCCGAUCAGAUUCUGAAGACUGAAGAGUUCAGAAAUUUGUCUAUCCAUUUGAAGGAGCUUAAAGACAAGGCUGAGGCUGAGUGUGUCCAUGCUCGUGAAAAAAAAGACACUGAAGCACCAGUUGCCAUGCAAGAGUCCUUGAGAAUUGCAUUUAUAAAAGAGCAGUAUGAAACAAGGCUGCAAGAACUGAAACAGCAACUAUCCAUCUCCAAAAAGCAUAGUGAAGAAAUGUUAUGGAAAUUGCAAGAUGCCAUUGAUGAGAAUGAUAAUAUGAAGAAAUCUGAAGCUUGUCAUCUGAAGAAAAAUGAAGAAUUGGGAGUGAAGAUCUUGGAGUUGGAGGCUGAGCUACAAGCAGUACUCUCCGACAAGCGUGAAAGAAUGAAUGCUUAUGACUUGAUGAAGGCUGAAAUGGAAUGCUCAUUAAUAAGCCUAGAGUGUUGCAAGGAAGAAAAACAGAAACUUGAAGCUUCUUUACAAGAAUGUAAUGAGGAAAAGUCUAAACUUGCAGUUGAAAUUGCUCAGAUGAAAGAAUUGCUGGAGAACUCCAAAUCAGCCAGGAACAUCAAGGAGAAAGGAAAUUGUGAAUCUUGCAGAGUGGAUAGCAUGUCUUUCAGUGAGCUGGUUUUAGGAAAUAUGAACCAGAAAAUUCCUAUCUCUGAUGCUUCAUGCUUGGAGGAAGAUAGUUUAAGUACUUGUGUAGAAGCCAGCCAUACCUGCCCAGCUCCCAGAAAUGAAGCUGACCAAACAGGCACGCUCAUCACUGUGCAACUUGAGCAGGAUGCUCUUGUAUCUAGUGGAGUGAAUGGAGUUCAGAGUUCCAUGCUCCUAAAUGACGAAAGGUUUCUGCACAGUGAUAUGAAGCAAUUAGCUCUUAUCAACGAUCACUUUAGAGCUGAAAAUUUGAAGUCUAGCAUGGACCACUUGAAUAAUGAGUUGGAGAGGAUGAAAAAUGAGAAUUCUCUGCUGCAAAAUGAUCAUUAUUUUGACAAAAAAUUUCCUGCUUUACAAAGUGAAUUUAUGCAGUUACAGAAGGCCAAUGAAGAACUAGGAAGCAUGUUCCCCUUGUUUAAUGAAUUCUCAGGAAGUGGCAAUGCACUAGAAAGGGUGCUUGCAUUAGAAAUCGAGCUUGCGGAGGCACUUCAGGCAAAAAAGAUAUCAAGCAUCCAUUUUCAGAGUUCUUUCUUAAAACAACACAGUGAUGAGGCAGCUGUAUUCAAGAGUUUCAGAGACAUCAAUGAACUUAUCAAAGACAUGCUAGAACUUAAGGGAAGGUAUGUAGCUGUGGAGACCGAACUGAAAGAGAUGCAUGAGCGCUACUCCGAGCUAAGCCUUCACUUUGCAGAGGUUGAAGGCGAAAGACAGAAACUCAUGAUGACUCUCAAGAAUGUUCGGGCAUCCAAGAAGGCCCUACACUUAAAUCGGUCUUCAUCAGCCUCGCUUGGGGACCAUUCCUAGUAGCCACUACGACAGGCUUCAAUCAGCGUUUGGAUUUUUCAAAUUUUCAGAAAUCCCUUUACUGGGUAAGGAGUUAACAUCUUUCCUUGCCACAUGAAUUAAUUAUGUAGAACGGAAGCAGCAAUUAUGGAGUUCGUAGGUAUUACAACUGCAAUUUUCAAAUGUAACAAGCCUCUCAAGGAUGGCACGAGCUUAGAAGCAGCUGUAUUUUUGUGUAAAUAAAACAGUAUUUGCUGGGUGUUGUUCCCAGUUGUUAGUAUCAUAAGGUAUAGAUCCCUGUAACACUGUGGCCUUUCUGGUCCAUGUUGUAAGUCAUUAUACUGUAUAGUAAAGCAAAAUCAUGAAGAAAACAAUUUUGUUUAAUUACAGAAACAAGUGAGAAAAGUGUAUUGCCUUCGCCCCUUGCCAAAA